CCUCCGUCGACCCGCCUUUUAUCUCCUCUGCUGACCUCCUGCUCGCUACUACUUGCCUUCAACUCACCGCUACCACCCCGUCAUCACCCAUCUAUCAUGGCCCCCAAGAAGCGCUGCCAACUCCAAAACGAGACUCCUUGCAACUCUGCAGCUCUCCGCAUAGUUGGGCAGUGCCCACAUUGUCGAGCUGAGUUCUGCGGAACGCAUCGUCUCCCAGAGCACCACAAUUGCAACAAGCUUGAGGACUGUCGUCAACAAGCUUACGAGCGCAACAAGGCAAAGCUAGAGAGCGAGCGCACGGUGGCUUCUAAGAUGACCACUGUUUAACGGGUCAGCCGUUAGCAUUCACGACUAUUGGUGUCCAUCACCCUGUCGCAUCGAGACAGCAUGGCGAACUCUCACUAGGCGCCUUGAGGUAGACCCGACAUCUAUCACGUAUUUAUGUUUGCAUUUCAUUUCAUGAUACCACGCUAGUACCGUAGGCUCUCCCUUCCAACGAACAUCACCUAGAGCUACCUUUCUGGGCUGUAUCUUGGUUUAAUAGACUGCUCUUUAAUAUUGCUUAGCACGCUCG
Messenger RNA from Coniophora puteana RWD-64-598 SS2, 574 nucleotides. RefSeq lists its product as uncharacterized. The coding region runs from base 97 to 327 and encodes 76 amino acids. Lineage: Eukaryota; Fungi; Basidiomycota; Agaricomycetes; Boletales; Coniophoraceae. Gene Ontology annotation, molecular function: zinc ion binding. The transcript is spliced from 3 exons. The record is from RefSeq and is a predicted model, not a curated record.